AUGACGUGGAGACCUGAUGAAGACACCAAUGAAGAUGCAAGCCAUUCUCAGCACUGGUUGCAGUUUCUCGACUCCUUGAAGGAGGCCCCGGAUGAAUUUUCAAAGGCAGUCGUAAAACGCCAUCGAGGAUUCAAAAGAGACAUGGCGAGCCCCAAGCCUAACAAUGACUUCCUUGAUGACGGCGACUCAUAUGUUACCUUGAGAACGCGCAGAGAGAGCUCUCCAACAGGACGCCAUAGUCCACCACUCCGAGCUCGUUAUGCGUACUUUCCAGAGGAAGACAGGCGCCGACGCCGAGAACGCAGUUCCUCCGGCUCCUCAUCAGGCUCAUUUUCACGCCCACGCGAACGAUUUAGUGACAAGCAUCGGGAAGGCCGUGACACGAGUGCCGCAUCUGUGUCUAUCGACCCUUCCAAAGCGGAAGAUGCCACUUUGCAUCUUUCUCUUCCCACGGCUUAUGACAUUGAAGAUGCCUUAGAAGAAGCGGCCAGGUUAAGGAGAAUUGGCCACUUCAAGGCUGCCAUCGAAAUAUACGAGCAAGAUCUAAGACACUUCUUGGAAAUUAAGUAUGUCAUGGUUCAAUAUGCGGAAUGUCUUCUAGAGGCUGGGCAAAUCUCCAAGUUCUCAGGAUUACAAAUGAAGCUCCCAGAAAGCCAGCCGGUGGAUAGUCUCGAUUUGAAUUGGGCGUUCAUGAAGUUGCGGCCAGAAGUCUCGACGUUUUUCCCUGCCCACCUGCAACAUGUAUUGGAUGAUUCAAUGAGAAUAAUUUACCGAAACUGGCCUCGGCUGGACUCAACAGAGGUUCAAUUGUUGAAAUAUAGCUUGGACAGAAUCAACGAUGAUAUCAAUUGGGAUAGUCUCUAUCGGCACUUUCGCGACGAGCAUAUGAUUUGGGAGUUUCAUGACCUCUUCGUUAGCAUGGCCUCUAAAUCCAGCCUCGAAGUCAGCUGGCGUCGGUUCUUCCCGAGGGCAAGGGAUAUUCCCACAAGCUGUCUAGAGCAGCUGGACCAAGACUGGCUCAAAGAAGGCGCGGACAUCUCAACCAACUUCGCCCUUCUGGACAUCUUAACAGACUCUGGUCUGCUUUAUUUGAGAGUGCGGCCCACGAAGACAAAAGCCCUGGAAUGCCUGGAAAAGGCGGGCGAUUACGCAGCCCUGCUUCGAUCCCAAGAUGCGAGCAAUGUCAAAUCCCGCCCCUACUUGCGGUGGAUGGUGGCCAAAGCAAUGAUAGAGGAGUGUCCGGAUCGACCAUGGACUUUGAUUGAGAAUGAACGAGGUUCUCUCAGCCCUCUAUUCCGGGGGUUUAUGACCCCAACAGGGGUCUUUCCAGAUCAAUCCUGGCCAUUAUAUGCCCCCUUUGACGGCGAGCGGAUUCAAGUUGUAAAAGCAAAAUGUGUUGUUAUUAACAAGAGACUUGCUACCAUCAUCAAGGCUGCAGAAGAGAUUGGCGAUCUUCUCUUGAGGACCGCAUGUCUGAAGGAGCUAGUAUUGAACGGCGCAGAGGGAACAGAAGGCAUCAUGGAGAAGCUUGAGGACCUCUGGACGGAGAGUGGACAUGCGGAUUCGGUAUCUCAAAUGCACCUUUACCAAUAUCUCCUGAUGCAAGAACCAUUAGAUGACGGCAAGGUUCGUCGCCGUAUCCUUCUGGAUGGUGAAACGAGCACCGGAUUAAUUUACUACACCCGGUGUAGGGUUAUGGCCGCCUUAGCAACUAACGACAGAGAGCGUGAAUAUUAUGAUCUAAAGGCAGAAGACUACCAAGCAGCUCGCUACAUGGCGAGGGAGCGUUCGGUAUCGCAAGAGCGUUCCCAUCCUCACACGACAGUUUCCGAUUCUCAAGCGCCGCACAGAUCGAGCGGUGGCAGAGAGCGAGAAGAGUCUCCAAACUUCCCCAGACCUAGCGAUGGCCAGAAAAGAAACGCAAAGUCGCAGGAAUCAAGUCUGCAGACACUGCGAACCCCUCCCACAACCGCGCCUACUGAGCCCCUCACGCCUAAGCGCCUUGCUGUGAGGGAACAGCAGCAAAAUAUGAUCAUAAGAAGUCGAGAAAAUGAGGUCAUUAGAAAGGGGGAAGGCGAGGCCACCGAGACGGCGAAUACUUCUAGCGGGAAGAAGACAGACCUUACUGUGACAGAAUAUAGUAGCAAGAACCCGGUAAAUACUGAACAUGAGGAUGAGGAUCCCACGUCUGAUGAGACUGAAACACCGCGACCUCCGGUAGAAUAUAGCGACCCAGACGACGAGGACCUGCCUCGUCGAGAUAGCAUAGAUAUUUUACCUCACGAAAAAGCUGCGCUGGAGAGCACUGAUGGCAAUGGAGACGAGGGACAGCCACACACUGAGAACAACGGCACAUGGUCGUGA
Molecule: messenger RNA, 2364 nt
Organism: Clonostachys rhizophaga
Lineage: Eukaryota; Fungi; Ascomycota; Sordariomycetes; Hypocreales; Bionectriaceae
Source: the annotation of a GenBank genome assembly